Messenger RNA from Porites evermanni, 8554 nucleotides. Lineage: Eukaryota; Metazoa; Cnidaria; Anthozoa; Scleractinia; Poritidae. The record is from the annotation of a GenBank genome assembly.
AUUCACGGGACAUCAUGCAGACAGUGUCUCGCUACUACAGCAACGCCUUCACUGGUGAGAUAACCCGUGUUCCCAUUGUGUUGUUUCUUCUUUCGUCAAACGACACAUGUCCGGCCAAGUCACUAUUUUUGUGGGACAAAACAAAACUUUUAUCUGACUUAAUGAACGACGAAAUAUGCGUUUUAGCGAAAAAUGUGCGUAUAAGAAGCGGGACUUGUACGCAUAAAAAAGGUGAAUUUUUUCGAUGUUUUAUCAUCUUCUCGUCUUUACUUCUAUAGAAAAUUGUUUUGAGGUGCAGCAAAUAAGGAUAUAUAUUUUGAUUUUGGGGGUUAAGGGGUUAAAGGUACUUGAAGAAUAUUGACUUUUUGUGGGUGCUUUCGUUAAUUCGAUUAUCAGUAUGUUUGAAUUAUAGUACUGUACUGUUCCAGUGGAACGACUGAAACCUAACUUUAUACAGUAGUUAAGUUCCUCUAAAUGCAAGUGAAGUAAUUUGUGCCUUUUGAACCGAAAAAAGGGCAGGAAUUCUCAAAGGAAGGCAGAAUUAAGUGAUCCACUAUGGCCGUUUCGAAAUCCUUGCUCCUUUAGUCACUGCACACUUCCCCUUUAAAAGUUCAAUUUCAUACCUACUCUCACAUUUUUCCCCAAUUUUCUUCCUAUGAUUCUUGGUUGAAAUAAUUCAUCCAGGUCUGAAUCAUUGAUUUAAAAAAAUGAACUUGAACUAAACAUGAUACGGGACUUGGAUCAUCAGAGGUGUUAAAGAAGAAUGUGGCGGAAAGAGUUUUUUUUUGUAUUUUAGCCAAUGUUUAUUUCAAUUUAUAUUUUUCGGUUAAAUUUGACAUACAUUAGAAGUAGACGAAGAGUCUUAAAAGUAAAUACGGUAAUUUGUAAUUUGAGUGUUAAGGAAUCCGUCUUUGCAGAUGCUGACAAGCAACAGGCCUUGAAUCUGUUUCUUGGAAUAUUUUUACCGCUGCUGGAGAAGCGUAACAUCUGGGAAUUACCGAGUGAUUAUUACCUACACCACAAUACAACAUUGGACUUAAAGGCCUCCAAGACCAAGAAAAGGUUGGUUUUAAUACUAUGUCUCCUUUCAAUAGUUUCCUUGUGUCAUAAUGGCCAUUAGCAAACUUAAGCAAAGGCGUUUUUGAGCCACGCACGUCAACCGUUGCCUUUUCCCUUUUAAUAUGCUUUGACGCUACCAAAUUUGUCUUGCUAAGGGUCUGUUUACAUGGAGGUGGGGGACCCCAGGUAGGUGAGGUAACCCGCUUUGGUGGGUAACCCGCCUGUCCAUAUAAUCUCUCAUUUUCAUUUGAUCACAUUUACAUGAUAGGUGGGGUGACCCGCCAAAUGUUACCUCACCUAUCUGGGGUGCCCCAUGUCCAUGUAAACAGGCCGUAAGUGUCUGUACUCUUAUAAAAACGAUUUGCGCGAACAGUUAAGGGAGGCAGCGUGGCCGAGCGGUUAUUGCUCUUGACUUUCAAUCCGGAGGCCCCGAGUUCAAGUCCAGCCCUGACCGCUAGAUGGGUUGUUCUCGGUAGUCCCGAGUUCAAGCCCUGACCCGGUCACGCUUGUAAAUAGCCAACUGGUUUGCCCUGGUUUGCCUCUGGUCACUUGGGAUGUUUGUUUCAGGCAUUUGCUCGGCCCCACUAGCAUUAGCACUAUAAAUACUGCCAAGGGUAAACAAAGGAUAUUAUUAUUAUAAUUUUGAUUUUUAUUCUUAUCCAAAAAGUCCACUUCCGGUUGACGUGCGUCGCUCAAAAUCGUCUUCAGGGAUUUUAAGCGCGUCAACCGGAAGUGAGCUUCCUUCUCUUUUGAUAUGCCCAGCUAAGUGUCUUCGCUCUUAAAAAGACUAUUUCCCCAAGAAUUUGUUCAAAAUUACGGCCGAAGAGUUCAAAAAUUCCAGUUCCGGUUGACUUGCGUCGCUCAAAAACGUCGUUGCUUAAACUCCCUUUUGUUUAAGCUCGCUAUCGUUGCCUUGUCCACGCACGGCAUCUUCCCAGGCCUUCUCGGUCAAUGCGUUUCGGUGACUUAAACUUGCUAGUACCACGUGACCAGAAACGCACAGGCCGCGCGGAAAAAUGUGGCCUAGGAACUAGGAAAUGGCCGUCGCACAACUUUUUUUAUAACCUGAGAAAAUAAAAUAGGAGGCAAAAUAUCCGGAUUGAAACUACCAUUUUUAUUUUAAAAAGGUCUCUAUAUGAUCAGGAAUUUUAAUGUUUCCUUUUACGCGAGCUUUGUUGUCUCUCGUUCGUUUGCGACAUGUUGAUAUUUGUUUCUACUUCAAGCGUUUACUUAAUCAGAUACUACAUUCCUAUGUAAAGUGAACCGUUUUUAUCCUUCUCAGUUACACCAGAUGGUGGGAUCAGGCUGUGGUCAGGUCUUUGCCCGGCCCUACCCCUGACGGUAUGUAUACAAAUAGACAGUGUUAGAGCAGAGUCGAACAGCAAUGUUGAUCACGUGACCAUUUUUAGACCCUUGAGUGGUCGUUCUUUUUUCCGCAAAGCUACGCGGCGCGGGGACUGCAAAAAAAUUAUGCAAAUUAAUGGGAAAAAGGAGGAGAGAUUGUGGAGGAGAGAGGAAAAAGGACAAUUUUCCACUUCCCUCGGGCUUCCGCCCUCGUUCCUUGGGAUCAACUGUGGCUUAACAGAAAAAUAAGACUGCUCGCGGUCUAAAGCCAAUCAGAAACGGCGAAGUAUUUUGAAUGAAUAAUAAUAGGGCUUAGUGGGUUGAGAAUUAUUCCUAUCCAACCGAGGCGAACCCAAUGAUGCAUCGUCUUUAAAAGUUGAAUAAAUUAUAUAAGAACAGUAUUUUUAAGUAUUGAUGCUUUAAAAAUGUUCAGCCAGAGUUAUGUAAGAAAAUGUGUUGACAAAUUUACAUUUUACGUUCUGUAGAUUCUACGCCAGAUGAAGGGAAUGGCAGCAAAGAUAAAGACGGACGUAAACAACAUUCAGAUGGAGUAGAUGAUGAACUAGUGGACUUGUUUUCAGAGUUUUAUCAGCCAUAUGAUUUGACCGUCCUGGAGAAUCUUUAUCCCCACGUCAUGCAGAAAUCGUGCAGGUACAUGAGUUGUAACUUGGUUUUUUCAAAUGAAUUUGACGCGGACAGACUCACUGGACCGUGUUAUUCAAAACAGGAUAGCCUAAAAGCAAGCUCUUCAUGUGUGGCGAACGAAGCGAGCCAAUCAGCUGUGAGAAUUUUGUUAUAGUUGAGAUUAGCUUAAAAAUAUGGAGAGGCCGUGACCAAGAUGAGUUGUAAUAAAUAUUCAGUAACCUUCUUUGAUUUAAAGUUAUUUUCUUAAAACGGAUGCAAGCUUUCAGCUAUUUGACCCAAAGUGUUAGACCGGCGAAAUUAAAUCAAAGAGGAGCAGUUAUGUAGGAUUUUUAUUAAUCGUGAAGGGAUCACAUAUUCAUCUUGCGUGGAAUACAAAAUAUCGUAAUCUUUCAACUGUAGCCUCACGUACAGUAAUAGGGAGCUUUAGUAACGACGAGGGCGCCGGCAAUGAGAACGUCAAAAAAGCAAUAGGUUUGUUGAGCAAAACAACAACUCUGCACGUGCAUCACGCUUUUUUGAACAUUUCUUGGCCGUCACUGAACGACUGCGACGUGAAAAUGCUUAAUUUUACGUUUUAUGGAGGACGUAAACAAGCAACGACAAAAUUUUGCUCCUCUUUCUAAACUUGAGUGUGGUCCGCAAGAAAUCAACUGUAGGAAAAUUCGCCUUUCAUUAGACAAUUUCAGCGAAUUGGUAAACACUCGACAAAGUUUGAAAAAACGCGAAUUUAAAGCUUCCUAAUGAGUGCUGAUUGGGUUAUAAAGGGCUGAACUCAGGCGAGUUCCGGCGAAAACCCUCAUGUUUCAAGGGAAUGUUGACUGUAAGGAAACUGUAACUGUUGACAGAACUUAAGCUUUCAGAUGUUUAACUUAGCUUGUCAUGUUUGUUUUCAGAGAUUUCAUGCCACCAAAUUCGUAUAAUCACAGUCCUUUUGUAGUGAGAGCUCCUGCUAAAGCCACAGGGUAAGUACCGGAUGAAAUUUUGCAUAAUAUGUUUAUUAACAGACCUCUUUAGCUUGUGUUUUGUUGUCUGUUUUGUUACAUUACGGAGCUUAAGCAUCCACGACGGCAACGGCAGCAAAAACGUCACCCAGAAAGUGAAUUCGCGCUGUUUUGAACUUCAUCGCUCUUAUUCCAACUCCUUUAAUUUGUCAAUUGUUGCCGUCUUUUUCAGGAGUUGAAUCUAGAGGACUGUAUUAACGUUCACAAAAAGAAAAAGAAAAUCGCUGUCUUGCGUUUACGCCCUCCAUAAAACGUGAAAAUAGAAAGUUUCACGUCGUCGUCGUGCAGUGACGGCAAAGAAAUGUACAAAAAGCGUGAUCCACGUGUAAAGUUGUUGUUUUACCAAUCUAAACCUAUUCCUUUUUUGCCGUUCUUGUUGUCGUCGCCGUCGUCGUUGCUUAAGCUCCCAAUUUUCCAAUGAGCGCUGAGUUACCUCGUAAUUCUUCGGCUUUGCAGUGAAGUGCUUAUUCUAAAUUCGUUAAAUAUCUUCUUUACUACUCUCUUUUAACAGAAAGAGAUGAACAGUCAUUCUUGCAUAAGAAUCUGUAGUUGGUAUAAUGCGAAGCGUAAUAGAGAACAAUUUCCUUGUGAUCUCACACUCGGUGAGCCCUUGGCCUUGCAUCAGAUUUCACUUGAGUUUUAUGGGGCUAUUUCCACAUGAGUCCUGAUUUUGCAGCUGUCUAGUUUAGCAAAUGAAAAAAUAAAAAAUGUGCAAAGUAAAUCUUAUGGACAAACCUGACAUGAAACUAUUUGUUUUUAUUUAGACAUAAUGAACAGUAAACCACAAGAAAAAGGGAAAACUUUCUCGUGGUAUAAAUUGAGGUUUGCCGUUUGCUGUAAACGCCAUUCUAAAUCACUCUAUUGUAUUUACAGAAAUCGUUAAACGCGGAAAUCUCUAUUAACAGUGUAUCUGUGGAGUCGUGUAGCCUGCAGAACAGGAACUAUUUUUUUUUUUUUUUGCGUUUUUAGGCGAGCUAAUAGGUACGAAGUGGCCGUGGAGCGCGAGUCGCGUGACGGGGGAAGGCGCCUUUCCUCGACUCGCGUGUCUCGCGCUCGGCGCUCGCUUCAUGCUUGCCUUCGCUCGACGGCGAAAAAAUAACGCCUGUUCUUCAGGUUAGGAGUCCUGUGGACUCAGCCCGACUCUGUUUUCUUUGUAGCCGACGCCCUGUUCCUGUGCGCCGAGCAGUUGGGGCAGCUCCUGAACCGUUGAGUGUUGAUGACAGCAGUGAUUCUGGAUCCAGCUCUGAUGAUGACAGUUCAGCCAUUUUAUUUACACAAAAGAGCAGCAGCUCGAGUACUUGCUGUGUUUCAUUUCAGGUUCGCUACAGCAGUUUUUGAAACCUAAUAUCACCAUGGAUUUUCUCUGCACUGUUCUUCAUACAUUUCCUGUGAUACUGAUGCGAACAGUAGGGAGAAGUCGUUACGUCACGUUGCCAUGGGGGCAAAAUUUCUGGAACUGAAAAAACCGUUGUCUUGCAAAUAUGAGAGGAAAAAACAUGAAAGUUGUCUUGACUUUCCUGUGCAAUAUUGCACUCAGGGACAAAUUAGUAGCCCAUGCUUUUGUUCCAUCGUUCGACAAUGAAAUUAGCCGCCUCUGUCAAGAAAAAUUGUUGAGAUCCAGAAUUUUUUGCUACCAUAGUAACCUGACGUCACACUUCUCUUUAUUUGUUUAACACUCAUUGUCUCUUGUAGAUGAUUUCCUUUUUUUUUUCAUGACCUUUAUGAUUGAUUGAACAGUACAGCUAUCAGUGGAAAUUAAAAGUUGGUCAUUUAUAGAUUAAAGGGCUUAGGUCAAGCUAUUCUAGGGGUUCGCCAGAGGACCACAGAAUUGACUGAAAUAUCAGAAUAACUUCUUCAAACUGCCGAAAGAUAGAACUGAGAGAAUUACAGGAAAGCCAAAAAGGGUCAUGGACGGGUAAUACUGAAUAAGAUUAAAACGGACCGCAUUCAUGUAAACCUAACGAACUUGUAUGGAGUUGGAAAUUAUAAUGCUGGGAGUCACUUAUAUUUGUUCUGUGACGAUGGAUUUAUCAAUACAAGGCGUUUCAUUCAUCCAAAAUACCGCUUCUUUUAUGUGUAGGGAAUCGUGAAACCAGAACAGCAUAGACCGAAGACUUUAAUGUAAGAAAGGGCGAUCUUGUUUGCUUCAAUUCAAUAAACUUCAUUAAGUCUCCCAAUAUGGAUCUUCCGACCUAAGGGCCUGUUUACAUGGAGGUGGGGGACCCCAGGUAGGUGAGGUAACCCGCUUAGGUGGGGUAACCCGCCUGUCCAUACAAUCUCUCCUUUUAAUGUGAUCACAUUUACAUGAUAGGUGGGGUAACCCGUCACAUGUUACCUCACCUACCUGGGGUCCCCCACCUUCAUGUAAACAGGCCCUAAGUUAUAUUCAGCAAAAAAAAGAACCCUGUUUAUUUGCAUUUUAUCACUAAUUUAUGUUUCUCUUCGUUAUACGCUUGACAGGAGUUGCUGCCCUCUAUGAAAGAUGUGUAUGGAGUUGAACUAGAAGACCCCAAGAGGGAAAAUAUGAAGGAUUAUGAAAGGUACUGUCUGCACAUGCCUUGUGGUGAUAUACCGCGUUCCUUAUGACAGACUGGCUCACUGACAGAGACUAAGGAUGAGUAUCUUGAAGCUAUGUCCCGCAUUUUAUCCAUAUUCAGUUCAACCAUAAGAAACUGGCCACCAACUGCGUGAAAUAUGAAAAUAAGCACUAAAAACAGUGAAGGAACCUUUAGAUAACCCAGCAAAUACAAACAAUGGCACGGAUGGACAGAGGUGCAGAAAAACGCGGUUUUCAAAAUUGUUUAGCUAAACAGGUUUUCAAAGUUGAAGACUGUUGUUUGUAACUUUGAAAUGUAAUGUUAGUUUCUCCACCACCAUUCGGUUUCAUAGCGAGUUAUCGAAAAGAUAACGCAUCCGGAUACUUUUCCAAAACGGAGAUUUCAGUUUUCAAAAAUAUCUCAAUACGUGAACAGGGCUUAAACAAAAUGUAUUGAACUAUCGUCCCAGAACCACUUUAACACCUUUCUUUUCCAUUUAUUCAUUUUAUUCUUUUUUUCCAUUUUCUUUAUUCAUUCAUUUAUUUCGUAGAUUUGUUCAGUUUGGCAAAACAGCUCUUCCUGAUAAGGAACACCCUGGCGUUAAACAUAUUCAUUAUAAUUGGUAAGCAAUUAAAAUAAAUGGUGUUGGUAAAAGCAUCUGCGUUGUUUAGAAGGAUUUUUCAAGGUCAACAAAGUUGUCUUGGAAAGUAUAAUAGGGCCUCUCCAAAAGGCUAGCCACAAUACUGAGAUCGGAUGGAAUCUUACGGGAGAUGCUAUACUUACUUUGAAACUGAUUUUGGAUAGGAGGUGUGGUGGUAAAUUAACGGCAAGUGGUCUUACAUUGAAUUCCGACUGGAGAGAUAUCCAACUAAAUCGAACAGGCGCUUAAUACAGGUUUGACUGUACCUUAUAAAGGCGAUGAAUGACUCAAUCGGCGUAGCCUGCGAUCAAGCUCUCCUAUUUAGGCAAGCGAAGCGAGCGCGUUCUCGCGAGACUCGUUUCACUCGCCCAAAUAGGAGAGUUUGCUCGCAGGCCACAAACGGCGAUUCGACCGUACUGGCUGAAAAUUUUACCUCGUUUUGUUUUGAGGCGGCUGGACGUCUAAAUUUUCGUACGGUUAAGGUGGUGUUAGGAAGGGACGCCUAAACGCACAAAUUUUCAACCAGUCAAAAAUUCUUCCGGUCAGCCGUGUGAACGUACCAUAAGACGUGAAACUUCGUGAUGCAACGUUUUAUGGGGGAAGUGAAUGUUUGUUUCUCUUUCUGAACCUGACUGAAUAGAGUCCUUAAGAAUGAAACUCUAAGAAAAUUGGCCAACAUUUGAAAAAUUGAUGGACGCGAAAUAAACGCAAUAGAGUUUGACAGAACGCAAACUCAUGUUUGUUGACGUUCCUGGUUCCAUUGUCAUCCUUGUUGAACGGAAUGGAGCCCAUUCCUGUCUUCGCUCAACAUUGUUCAACUUCAACAUGCCAUAAUCCAGAGUUCAACAUUUGUGGAAAUACAGCUGCAACAUUUGUUGAUCAAUGACUUUUGAAGCGUGUGUAGCUUGCGAGCAAGCUCUUCAUUUAGGGGAUAUCGUGUGAAGUCACACGCGAGCACACGCGAGGAGGGGAAGAGAACCUCACGCAGCUCUGGUUUGCUUUUUGCCCCUCUUAAUGACGAGCUUGUUCGCAGGUUAAACCCUGUGUUACUGGCUUAACAGUUCCUACAUUGCUCUCGGAAAAAGUGUCUGCCUUUUACAAAGAAUGCUAGAGAGUUGAAACGCACCGAACUCGGUAUUUUCUUUCUUAGGGCUGUGCACAAACCCUUUACUCUGGACUGUAAUCGCAAAGUGAGCCCGCCAUCAGUAGAUCGACCAUCAGAGGCCUUGUAUACGGCUUAUAUACACGCUGGAAAAAAUGGACGUUUUUGGCCUUCGUCUGUCAGUGUUGAUGUUUAUCGAAAAUACGUCAGCAAGAAUUACCAAUGA